GACGUAUACCUCGUGUUUGCGGUUAUACGAGAAAUACGGGCGCGAAGAGUAGGUUAGCUUUUGUAUUUCAAUUACUAAUAAAAGUACUACUUGUCGAUUUUCAAAAUUCUUUUUAUACAUUUACACUCUAAUGUAAAUUGACAUCCUCGCAAUCAUGGCGGUACGUGUACAAUUCGAGAAUAACAACGAAAUUGGCGUGUUUUCCAAGCUAACGAAUUCUUACUGCCUCGUAGCAAUUGGCGGUUCCGAGAAUUUCUACAGUGUAUUUGAGGCAGAGUUAUCUGAAACCAUUCCCGUAGUUCAUGUUUCAGUCGCUGGAUGUCGUGUGAUAGGUAGAUUGUGCGUUGGAAACAAAAAUGGAUUGUUGGUCCCAAAUACGACAACAGAUACAGAAUUGCAGCAUAUACGAAAUUCAUUGCCAGAUAGUGUUAAGGUACAAAGAGUUGAAGAGAGACUCUCUGCCCUUGGCAAUGUUAUUGCGUGUAACGAUUAUGUGGCUUUAGUACAUCCUGAUCUAGAUAGGGAAACUGAAGAAAUUUUAGCUGAUACUCUGAAUGUAGAAGUUUUCAGACAAACUGUAGCAAGUAAUGUUUUAGUAGGCUCGUAUUCUGUACUGUCAAAUCAGGGUGGCUUAGUACAUCCAAAGACAUCUAUACAAGAUCAAGAUGAAUUGUCAUCCUUGUUACAAGUGCCUCUUGUUGCUGGCACAGUAAAUAGAGGCAGUGAUGUUAUAGCUGCAGGAAUGGUUGUAAAUGAUUGGGCAUCUUUUUGUGGUAUGGAUACAACCUCUACAGAACUUUCAGUUAUUGAAAGUGUCUUUAAACUUAAUGAAGCUACUCCAACUGCUAUUACAUCGACUAUGCGUGCAUCUCUUAUAGAAAGUAUGUCUUAAGUGACUGUGUAUUCUUCAAGAGAGCAUGAAAGUUUGAUGGAUAGUAGGUUGUACAUGUAUGUACAUACAUUCAAUGUUUGUGUCAAUACAAUUCCAUGUACCAGUUCCAUGUUAUGCACAAUAUAACUGUAGUAACAACAGUUUUUCUACAGUUCAAAUAUAAAAUAACUUAGAAUAAUAAUGAAACAUUCUGUACUAAAGUUUUUAUGAAAUCAUUUAUUUCGAUCUAAAAUUAUGAAAUCAAUUUUGACUUUACAAUCGAUUAUAAAAAAGAAAUACUUACCUUGCCUUACAUAUAAGAAUAGUUCAAGCAAAUUUCCAUAAUCAUGUAUAAAAUAAUGUUUCCCUGAAAACUAUAAACAUUACACUUGCCACUAAAGAAGAAAGCAUACAACUUUCUUCAUUUUAUUAAAAUUUGUUUAAUGUAUGAAUUUAUAAAUAUAACUGCAUAUAAAACGGAAA
Messenger RNA from Hylaeus anthracinus, 1354 nucleotides. It is a transcript of the gene eIF6, whose product is annotated as eukaryotic translation initiation factor 6. NCBI's taxonomy places the organism in Eukaryota, Metazoa, Arthropoda, Insecta, Hymenoptera, Colletidae. Gene Ontology annotation, cellular component: preribosome, large subunit precursor; nucleolus; cytosol. Gene Ontology annotation, biological process: ribosomal subunit export from nucleus; assembly of large subunit precursor of preribosome; maturation of LSU-rRNA. The transcript has 6 exons. Bases 155 to 892 code for a protein of 245 amino acids. Gene Ontology annotation, molecular function: ribosomal large subunit binding. The record is from RefSeq and is a predicted model, not a curated record.